Pararge aegeria (speckled wood butterfly) is the source of this 2800-nucleotide messenger RNA. RefSeq lists its product as uncharacterized. The record is from RefSeq and is a predicted model, not a curated record. The transcript has 3 exons. Lineage: Eukaryota; Metazoa; Arthropoda; Insecta; Lepidoptera; Nymphalidae. Bases 97 to 711 code for a protein of 204 amino acids.
UGACGAAAUCGCGGCCUUGGUGUUUACGUCAAAGCGUUCCCAAACAGAAGUGGUCAGAUGUGACAGGAUUGUGAGGUUAUACGGAGAAUUGCAAACAUGCAGCCGGGAUGCUAUCUACAGGCGGAACGUCAACCUAUCCCUGCGUUGGCGCUUGCUGCGUGUAUUCCUUCACCACUACGAUUGACAAUUGAUUGUAGAUCAGAAGAGGAUCUCUUACACGUGCCAAAAUCCAGAUCCGCUGAGUUAUCGAGAAGUUUUAGCAGUUCACGCUUCGAUAUAAACUCGUUUUGUAAUUUGAUACACCGUGCGAUCCCGGAGGCUAUAAAGGACGGAAAGUUCGUAACUCUUCCAGAAGCGGACCAAGUCGGUCAUAGCGAUACAGUGGCUGCGGUAGCAGUUGCUCCACCAAGAGGUUUUAUACCUCCAGGCUUACCAAAAUUAAGACCCUCAAGACUUGGCACACCUAGGAUAGAUGUACCAAAACUCAGACCGAUAUUGCACGGUCUAAAAGCACCAAGAAUAGGCCCAACGAUGUCAUUUAGGCAAUCCAGAUAUGAGGACGAAGAAUCGAGUGCGGAGCGAAUGGAGAAGUUCAAAAAAGGUGUUCAGAAAAUGUUGCACGUUGUCAAAGUUAUUGGUAAAAUUGAUCAAUACCUAUCGGAGAGAACGCGGAUUGUAGUUGAUAAAUUAACAAAGACAUUUUCUGAUUGAUUUUUAUGAUAUAAUUUUAAUAUGAUAUAAUUAUUAUACCUACAUUCAUACUGUGCAUUCUUUAAGUUAUCCCUAAAGUGACGUUCAAAAUGACGUCAUGCAUCGCGACACGAAGAAGGGCAUUGUUGAGAAAUACACUCUUGUACAUGCAGCAAAUAUCUGUUCGUGUGGACAACAGACCGUGUGCUCAACUCCGCGUUAUAUAUUAUUAUUACACUGGCCUCACUCAUUUUGGUGCCUAAGAUUUUAGACCUGAUUUUGGGUAUAUUUUGUGAGCUGAUACAAGAAAACUAGUCCCAUUUUUCAUAUCAGCUCUUCUUCAUGAGGAACAUAUAUAUACAUACAUAUUUAAAAAUUUUUUUUUUUUUUUGGAAAUUAUAAUUGAGUGAUUUCUUGAGUAAGAUUGUCCUGGACAAUCACGCAUAAUUCCCCAACAAUAAUCAGUCAUCAUAUGAACAUCCCAUCUGCCUUGGUAUCUGUGCUCUAUUGUUUUUAUAUCAAACAACGUGAGGCUCCCACACCCAAUUGAAAUAAGAAUUGUAGAUAAACCAGAGCUGUCAGCUGACAGUUAGGAGCAACAUUGUAGUUCAUACUAACUACUUAACCGACUAAAGAUGUGAACAGAGCUGCAACAAAACAAUUUUUUUUUGUAGGCCAGUGUCAUUUAACAUAUUAUAGCACCGUUACUAAAAAUAUCACUACAACGGCGUCCAUAUGUGUUUAUAACUGUGUUUCUUACCAGAGUAUGCAUACGUUAAAAAGAUUGCAUAAAAAUGCCAGAAGUCCUCCUCCUAUACGAGUUACAUAUCAACUUUAGGUAGGCAGUGCUUCUGUGCAUGUACAAAGUGCACGCCACUGCUACCGACCUCACCAAGCGACCAAUAAACUUGAUGUUUGGCAUAGAGUUAGUUGACAUGAGCAUGUUCUACUUUCAUCCCAACAAGAAAAGUGGAUUGGUGGACUCCACACGCCUGUGAGAACAUUGAGAAAAAAACUCAGGCAUGCAGGUUUCUUUACGAUAUUUUUCUUCAUCGUUAAAGCAAGAGAUAUUUUUAAUAACUUUAAAUGCACACAACUUAGAAGAGUUAGUCACGGGGUGUCCUAGUUUGGGGUCCGAGUUAAUUUAAAUAAAAAUUGUACUUUUGAUUAAAUAAAAACCAUAAUUAUUAUUACUAACAUGACAGCCCAUUCUCGAUGUUGGAGACCAAGAGAACAACGAUGACAUGAGCGUGCAAGGCGGUGAGCCCAUUUCCCUCAACACGGAGGUCUCAUGGGUCAUCUCAAUGGGGCAUGUCAUUAUACUGACCUUCGAGGCCAUAGCCCUAGGCGUGACAUAACCGGAUUAAAUUUUAAAAAGUUCAAAACUAAAACGUGCACUUUUCCAUUUUCCAUCCAUUAUUCAGGAACGGGGAACCCAUUGAAAUAUACAUACAAAUCGAUCCAGCCGUUUAGAAGAAGUUUGUUGACAUUGCAUAUUAUUUUAUCUACGAGUAUGUAUUUAACAUGUUUCGCACUUCCUGACGAUGUUUCGAUCGCGCGAAUUAUGAAACUACGGUCAGUAAUGUCAACAUUACAUUAGAAAAGAUUAUAAUACAGUGUUUAAAAUGUUUUUAUUUUCUAAUAUUAGGUGUAACUCUUUUAAUUUUUUUUUGUAAGAACCUUCCACAGAAUAUUGAACAACUUCAAAAAAAGACAUCUGAAAUCUGUAAAGUCCACAAAGUUCCCAUGUUACGGCAUGAUCAGGAGAAAUACAGAUUCAUUUAUAUAUAUUAUUAUAUAUAUAUAUAGAUAAAAAUAAUACUAUCGGCACUAUGUGACUGACGUGUUCGUGCGAAAUUUUUAUCGUUAAAAAUCAUUAACGUAUCUAUUAAAAAUUCAUGAAAAGUCAAGGUAAAAAAAUCAUGUUAUUGUAUGUUAAUCAACGAAUGCAAAGUUAUAUGCACAAGCGUGCACUUUAACUAUGUGCAUUAAAACUUGAUUGUUUUUUAUUUUAUUUUAUUUUCAUAUGAUAUGGAAUAUUCAUGUUCAUUAUGUUACUUCGUUUAUGUUUGUCUGUAAAAUACUGCAAUUAAACCUUUUGCCAACGCUA